CUGAAUUAUCUAACGUGACUAACGUUAAUUGACGACAAUAUUUCAUUGAAAAUAACCACGCCAGGUAAUGGCAUCGAAUAGUGGCGAUGGCGUUGUUGAAAAUUUACUUCAAUGUGCGGUGUGCAUGGAGUCAUAUGAAGAAUCCGGACCCCGGACACCUAAAAUGCUGCCGUGCCAGCAUUCAUUUUGCGUAGACUGUUUGAGAAAUAUUUCCAGAGCGGGAAGAAUACAGUGUCCAAGUUGUCGUAAACAAUUCUCUAUACCUGUUGAUGAACUUUCCAGAAGUUUCGUUCUUAUUCAGCUACUGGACACUAUAGGGUCGUCGCCCAGAAAUGAUAAUGUAACUGAAGCAAAUCUUUCGAAUCUGCUCAAAGAAAAAUUUCGUGACUCCGACAAGGCAAAAGAGUAUUUGUCGAAACUUACUGAAAAAAUAUUGAGGUUAGAAAUGUUCAAGUCGGAAGAAAUUGAGGCAGCGCUCAGUUGCAUUCAAUACUACAGAAUACCAAGCGACACAAGUCGCUCAAUUCAAAUUACCGCCACGAAGUUUGUGAUGAAUUCGAUUUCAGUUGGAGGUGAAGGAGUGACAGUACAUUUGCUUUCUGAGGUUGCUACUGAACUGAUAAAAACUAUAGAGACCUUUAAAGAUGAUGAAUUUUCUUCUGAGGUAUUGCUGACUUGUAUGGCAGUUUUGGCUUUACCCGCUAUGGAGAAUAAAUCGUUCAUCAAUUACCUGAACUUAGCCCACCUGCUGAUGACAAUUCUAACUACGAAUAAAAAUGAAUUAGAAUCGAAGUUUGUGGAAUUUCUAACUAAUAUAUCAGCAAGAAAACUGUCACAAUCAGAUAUCGCCAGUAUCGGAAACAAAAAAUAUGUGGAGAAUCUCUUAUCGAUGCUGAGGAGGAAAAUGAACACAAGGUCCCGAGAUGCCAUUUUUUAUAAUUUGCUGUCAUUGCUGGCGUACCUAACUGCUGAAACUCCUUCAACAUGUACAAAUAUUGUUAAUGCAGGAGGGAUAACAGUUUUUGCUCAGUUGCUUGAGGAUAACGAUCCCGUAUCAAAUAAAAGAGUGCUAAUGAAUUUGAGCAAUUUGACGGAUGUACCAGAAAUAUGCUAUCACUUCUUGGACGGCAACUCUGGGGCAGUCGAGUGUCUACUAAAACUUAUGAAUUCAGAUGAAAUACAUAUCAGCUAUCUUUCGGCUGCAGUCAUAUCGCGUUUGCUAACAAUCGACUUCAGAGAAUGGGAAAAACUCACGAAGUGGCCUAACCUAAGGAAUACGGCACUGAUAAAUGUGUAUAAUUGCGUGCUGGAAUGGGGUCAAAGGGCAUCAAAUAUAUGUGACCAAAUCAACUUCGUAUCAUUCAAGCCUUUCUAUUCACUUCUUCAAAGAUACGACGCGCCACCACUCCAAUUAUUUGCUGUUUGGACCAUAUCAAAGUGCUGUUCAGAUUCACGUAAAGGCAGCGGAAACUUACAAAGAAAUGCUGAUCGAAGAGCAAGGUAUCGACCAUCUUCUGGAACUGAAACAAAAUCUCUACGUGGAUGA
This is a messenger RNA of Styela clava, 1546 nucleotides long. NCBI's taxonomy places the organism in Eukaryota, Metazoa, Chordata, Ascidiacea, Stolidobranchia, Styelidae. The record is from RefSeq and is a predicted model, not a curated record.